This is a messenger RNA of Zingiber officinale, 1622 nucleotides long. RefSeq names its product fanconi-associated nuclease 1 homolog. Lineage: Eukaryota; Viridiplantae; Streptophyta; Magnoliopsida; Zingiberales; Zingiberaceae. The transcript is spliced from 4 exons. Bases 142 to 1176 code for a protein of 344 amino acids. Gene Ontology annotation, molecular function: 5'-3' exonuclease activity; 5'-flap endonuclease activity; hydrolase activity, acting on acid anhydrides, in phosphorus-containing anhydrides. Gene Ontology annotation, biological process: interstrand cross-link repair. Gene Ontology annotation, cellular component: nucleus. The record is from RefSeq and is a predicted model, not a curated record.
AUUAUUAAUUUGUUAAAAUUCAAAUUCGAUUCUUAGAAAAAGGUAAUAGCUGCUGCAUUAUUAUUCCGAGGCAAUGAGGUUGAGAUUUUGAAAAAACCGAGAGCUUUUGGGACGAGUCGUCCAAAUGGAAACCAAACUGAGAUGACCGUAAUGCCCUCUUGCAUCACAGAAAUGGCGGGAGAGCCAUCCUCUAUAAAAGCUGAUCCAUCCGAUUCCAGUCGACGCCUUCGAUCGAUUAGGGCGCGGGAGCCCAUCGAAUCGGCCAUGCAUCUCCACGGGUGGGAAUCGCUCAAACGCCUCAUCGGGAAGCGGCGGAGAACCAUCUCCCUUGAUCUCUCUCGCCUCCUUUCUCCGUCGAACUCUCAGAGCAACUCGACGCAUGACGGUAUUCACCACGGAGAGACGCAAGCCUCCACGUCGUCGGAUGAGAAAGACUGGGCACCGAAAUCAGAACUACAUGGAGCAUUUGACAAGGAGUGGGUUUCUUGUCCGGUCUGUGGUAGAUUGAUUCGUGGAAUUGAUUACAAUGUGAACUCCCAUCUAGAUGCCUGCCUAACAAGAGGAACAAAGAGGAAACUAACACAAAGCAAUCUUCUUCAGUUUCAGUUCUCAAAAAGAAAUAGAACAGAACCAAUUCUGGAUGAUAUAUACAGUGAGGAAGCAGAUAAUGCAUGUACAGAAUAUAAUCAUGAAAACGAAUGUGGUAAUGCUUUUGCAUUGCCAAAAGAUCUCUCUGGAAUUAGACAUGGGAACAUAUGUGAAUCAGAUCCCUCUGACAAUUUUCCAAGCCAUCUAGGAAACUUUACAAAGACUCUUCCUCCAGAGAACACUUUCCUUGGUGAUUCCAUUAAUCAGGUGGUGGAUUCAUGUGAUCCCUAUAUAUGUCCUCAUUUAAAUAAGGAUGAGUUGGAUGAAACUAAAGAUGCUAACUGUGUGAUGACGUUCGUAAGUUAUAUUGUGGGCCGGAGAUUCCAUGCAAGUGUUGAAUUGCAACAAGGUGCAAGAAUUUUGUUGGCUAGAAACUCCAAAAAUGUUAAGGACAGGAACGCUAUCAUGGUACUCGGUGCAGAUUCUGAUUGUAGGGUGAUGCUUGGAUAUCUGCCUCGGGAGCUAUCAAAGUAUUUGUCUCCAUUAAUUGAUAACCAUUACAUAGAAUGUGAGGCAAGGCUUAUAUGAUCAGAAGUUUUUUCUGUCUUUCUCCUGAAAGCAAAUGCAUUGUACAUGGCUUUGUAGUAAAGAGUGACAGCAACCAUGCUCCAUUGUCAUUCAUAGCCUUGUUAAAACAAUAUAAAUUUGAUUUAACUGUAUUAUACCUUGUAAAGGUUAACUUGAUUAAUGAUAUAUUCCACGUAUCAAAUCUCUUAUAUGUUUCUCUCACUAGUGGGGAGUGGGGAUGAAGUAUUUGCAUUCUCUAGUUCUCAGUUUAUUGUAGCUAGAACAUGUUUCUUUCACUUCAUCACCUAGAUCUGUCUUUGGUUCUUGUGCAACUUCAUUUCUUUCUAUGCCUCUUUAUAUUCUUCUUCUGAUGCCAUCUUAUGCAUUCUAAAGCAUGGUGAAGUAUUUUUGGUAUGACAUUAUUAAUGCCUAGGUAGAUGUUUCUCCAGGACAGGUCGUAUGAAUCU